UCUCAUCCCCUCCUCCCUCCUGUCACAUCUGGACCGUGCUCCUCUCAUCAGCAACAAUCAGCGCAGUGGGAGAGAGAAAAAAGGGCUAGGAAGAGAAAGACAGAGAGGGGGGAGGGAAGCGACCGGAGGAGCAGAGCCUAGCUCGGUCGGUGCAGCUUCAUACAGAGCCGAGCAGAAUUAAGGAGAGGAUAUAGCGCAAGGACAUCUAAUCGUCUCAGCCGCAUUAACGGAUAUUUUGCGUCUCGUCAGUUCUCCAUCCGACAGUCCAGCUGUUUUCUUCGGCUUCUCUUCCCUCCUCCUGUCUUGGGUAUGAUGAUGAGCACCAGCCUCCUGGAAAAUCCUGUGCAGGCGAUUCUGUACCUGCGAGAGCUCACCACCAUCGUCCAGAACCAGCAGAGUCUCAUCCAGACCCAGCGCUCCCGGAUAGAGGAGCUGGACCGGCGGGUGGACGAGCUCAUUGGCGAGAACAGGCACCUGCGGGACGUCAGGGUUCAACAGCAGCAUCCUUAUCAUCACCACUACCACCAUCACCCCGACCCCAGCUGCUUUCAUCAACACCACCACCCUCAGGACCCGCAGCUCGAGACCAGUGCGGAGUGUCUGCCUGAACACAACGCGGCAUCAACCUACGUAACGGCGACUUCGGAGGUCCAGCAGUUACCCUCCCAACCCAUGGACCCUGGGGACAUGCAGCUGGUUCCGGCAGACCUGUCCACGGUUUCUCCGGUUGACAGUGAACCAGAAAACGGAGGAAGUUCCCAAAGCUGCCGCACUUUGGUUCCGAUGACCCCCACAGCCCUUUGUCAUUCCCUGGCCCUAUCAAGGAAAUCCGAGAGUGAGACCGUGCUGCACCAGUUUUGCUGCCCCGCCCCUGAACAUCCAGAGGCUGACACCACAGGCUCAUCCAGUGGACAGAUGCUUAGCCUGGAGGAUGGAACAUCCUGUGGUGGUGGACAGGAAGUGGAGGGGACCAAGAGAGAAGGACCGAGCGAGUACGAAAUCAGCCUUGAGAAUAAGAACAAACAGAUAGAUGAGUUGGAGCAGAAAUAUGGAGGCCAUCUGAUAGCGAGGCGGGCAGCCCGUCGUAUCCAGACGGCUUUCCGUCAGUACCAGCUCAGCAAAAACUUCCAGAAGAUUCGCAACUCUCUGUCGGAGAGCAAGCUGCCCCGUCGGAUCUCCUUGCGCCAUCCGAGUCCUUCGGGCCGAAACAGGAACACGGCCCAGAGACACAGUUACAGUCUGCAUCCUGGAGGAGGACAGAUUCCCUUACGCUCCAAAACUCCUCCUCCUCCCCCAUGUCGCUCCACCUCUCUGCCCCCUUCGCCUGCAUCUGCCCCAUCAGCUGGUCCCCCUCCUGCCGCAGUCCCACCUCAAACCCCUGGACAAACACUCACACAGCUGGAGGACUGCUUCUCUGAUCAGCUUCAUUCUUUGGCACAGUCAAUUGAUGACGCCCUCCGUGGUUGGAGCUUGUCGGAAGGUGGAGAUGGGAAGGGGCUACUGAUGGACCCCGGGGCCCUUCGUGCAGCUGCUGAGAGUGCUUGUCUGCCCCGCAGUGCCAGCUCGCUGCUCAUGGCCUUCAGGGAUGUCACCGUUCACAUCGACAGUAAUAGCUCCUACACCAUCUCCACCGCCACCACCACAACCACCACCUCCUUGGGCAAUGCAGGCGGGGGACAACCGGGCAGCAGGAAGACUUCCGCGAGCGGGAUGGAUGGAGGCGGAGAUGGAGAGUUUGCAGAGGACCCGGAGUUUCCUGCACCUCCUCCAAGUGAGGAGCUGGAAAUGGCUGAUCCAGGAUCCAGGAGGGGCUCAGCAGUGGCAACCCUCGGAGGAGGAGGAGGAACAGAGGGGGUGAUCGGCUCAGACAGACUGGGGUCCACAUCCACUUCUACCUCCACCUCUAUCUCCACCUCAGCCCAGUCUAAUCAGCAACCUGCUCAGAUUUACACGCAGUACCAACAGUACCAUUAUACCCAUCCACAGCAGAUCCCCGGGGGGCCGAGCCCAGAGGCCCUGCAGGCCCUGGUGGUCUCUCUGCCCAGGGACCACUGCCAGGAUCCAGCCUCCUGCCGCUCCCCAACUCUAUCCACAGACACACACCGCAAACGCCUCUACCGUAUAGGACUCAACCUCUUCAAUGUGAACCCAGAGAGAGGCAUCCACUUCCUGAUCACGCGUGGUUUCGUCCCCGACACCGCCAUUGGAGUGGCUCACUUCCUGCUGCAGAGGAAGGGCCUGAGCAGACAGAUGAUUGGAGAGUUCUUGGGGAACAGCAAACUGCAAUUCAACAGGGAUGUCCUUGACUGCGUGGUGGAUGAGAUGGAUUUCUCAGGCAUGGAGCUCGACGAAGCCCUCAGAAAGUUCCAGGCUCACGUUCGUGUUCAGGGAGAAGCGCAGAAAGUGGAGAGACUCAUCGAAGCCUUUAGCCAGAGGUACUGUAUGUGUAAUCCCGAUGUGGUGCAGCAGUUUCACAACCCAGACACCAUCUUCAUCCUGGCCUUUGCCGUCGUCCUCCUCAACACUGACAUGUAUUCACCAAACAUCAAACCUCAGCGCAAAAUGGGCCUUGAUGACUUCAUUCGCAACCUAAGAGGUGUGGAUGAUGGAGCUGACAUCCCGAGGGAGAUGGUCGCAGGAAUUUAUGAGAGGAUCCAACAAAGGGAGCUGCGCUCCAACGAGGAUCACGUCACCUAUGUGAGCCGCGUGGAGCAGUCCAUCAUGGGCCUCAAAACUAUCCUCGCUGUGCCUCACAGACGUCUGGUGUGCUGCUGUCGUCUGUUUGAGGUACCUGACGCCAACAAGCCUCAUAAACAGAAACUGUCCCAGCUGCAGAGAGAGGUCUUCCUCUUCAAUGACCUGCUGCUGAUCCUAAAGCUGUGUCCCAAGAAGAAAAGCUCGGCCUCAUAUACCUUCUGUAAAGCUAUGGGUCUUCUGGGAAUGCAGUUUCACCUCUUCAGCAAUGAAUACUACGCCCAUGGCAUCACAAUGCUGAGCCCGUUCACCUCGGAGAAGAAGCAGCUGGUGAGUUUCUGCUCCCCGAGUGGAGAAGAACUCAGGAAGUUUGCAGAGGAGCUCAGAGAGGCGAUAACCGAGGUCAACGAGAUGGAGCAGAUCCACAUCCAGUGGGAAUUGGAGAGGCAACAAGGCAUCCUGCCACAUGGCACACACACCAAUGGCGGGCAAGUGGACACACACACAGGACAUGGCUCUCCCUCAGGGCAACAGGAUGUGUAUGAUAAUACCGGCAACAACAACACAGUAGAGGUGUCAAUUCACAACAGGCUGCAGACCUAUCAACUGAGCCAGCCCAGUAUUGAGUCAACGCCUCUGGCCCUGGCCGCGCCGCCCGCGCUGCUCAGCUCUAUUCAGCCCGGAGAGCUUCGCCCAGACACACUCAUCCAAUGCCAGCAGAUAGUCAAGGUGAUUGUGGUGGACCAGAGUGGGCGAGGGCGGAUGGAGGCCUUCCUCAGCCAAGGCCCGGCUGCCCACCAGCUCAUCCAUUCGGCCAUGUCCACACCUGUGCGAGUCAUAGAGGGGGAUGGUCCUCAGCCUCCUCUGCCUCCUCCACCUCCACCGUACAACCACCCCCACCAGUUCUGUCCCCCUGACUCGCCAAUGCCCUUCCACCACACCCUGCCCCUAACCCGCAGGCGUAACUCCAGUGGUUCCCGCAGCAUCGUCUGAGUGGACGGCUGCACUACGAACCUUUGGGGCCCAGAACGGAGCCUCGCACUCACAUAGCAGCAACAGGUGGAGCACUUCUAGAGAACACAUUCACUCAUUUCGAAUGGUAAGAUUAAAGCAUUGCUAAAAAAACAACGGAGGAAUAUACUGCAUGAGUCAAGUAAAAGGACAACAGAGAAGGAAACCAACAAAGAUCUAUUCAUAGUUUUGAAUGGUGAUGUUUUUGAAUAUGGAGUAGUUUGAUGCCAUUUAUGACAAUGUUUCUUCUUCCUUUUGCCUCCAACAUGUCAACCGGUAGCUGAUGGUGUCAUCCAUCUAAAUUUAACACUCUUAAGAGAUGUUGUAACUUUGCUUUUUAGAUUUCACCUUUCCGACAGAUGUGUCAGUGAGUUAUGCCUGUCAAACUGAAGGGCAUUGUCAGAUAUGUGGGAGCCCGGGAUCGUUUCAAAUAUGAAGAAAAAACGUGGGAUAUUGAUGUUAAGUUCACACCUCGUACACAGGUAUUCAGUGUUAGAUACAGCUCUGUGAAGAAUCAUUUCAGCAGAGCUAAUGUAGCUUCUCUUCACUGCAGUCCUCUUUUCCCGUCAUCUCUGCAUAAUGGGAACAAAUGAGACUCCCAGCUUAUUAGUUUCCUCCGUCUUCUAGGGAAUAGGUAACUACUCAGUGGUGGAGGGAGAAGCCCAAGAAAAAGACCAAUUGCGCUAGCAUCUCCACCCUGUCACGUGCACUUAACUGCAUUAAGCACACAUGUUGCUACUCACUAAACCAACCUAAAACCACAUCUUGACGACAAUCAUAUUUUUCUGUCCUUCAUUGUUAUGUGUUUUGCUGAACUUGUGAGAAAAGAUAUAUUCACAAUAUUGUGUGACUGCCCUCAUUCUGUGGCAUUUUGCUCCCAUAGAGCUCAGGUGAUUAUUUGCUGCACUGUGACAUCUGAGUUGAACUGAGAGCAGCGUGCUUGUGAACUGAUUUCAGUCGGCUUACUCAUGGGCAGCAGGGAGGUAAUUAAUCAAAAUCAAAAGUAUGAAUACUGUUAGUACCUAUGGAUUUAGGCAAUACUUAUAUGAUGAUAAUAUGAUAAAUUAUAUUAUUUUCUCCACACAGGGUAGACCAAGGUCACCUCACAAAAUCAUCACUCUCCUCUCACAAAUUAUAUUUUAUCUUGCACACUAAAAAGUUAUAUAAGCCGAAUAGCAUUUCUAUACUGAAUGUUAACUAGAAGCGAAGUAGAAGACAGAAUAUCAUGGAAAAAGUCUUAUUUUCAUCAUCGGGUUGUCUGUCCAGAGCCUGAGCCAGUUUGUAAAUUAGGUUGCAAAUCAUCCAACUGAGGAACACCAAACAUGUCUUGUAUCUUUUGCACCACAGAAUAUAUUGGAUAGAGUGUAAAUAGAUAAUAUAGAUUUAUUCUGAAAAAGUGAUUGGUUUGCCCAGUGUGUGUAUCUACGUAUGUAUUUGUACAGAGAAGAAUCUAGUUUAAAAAAAGAAUAUUAUAGUUAUUAUAGCUAUUAUUAUUAUUCACAUUUAAUAUGAGGGGGCAUCCUCAAUCCUUCUGCUAGGAGAGACAGGAAUCAGGCAGCUUUUAUAGAGCACACUCCAGUUACCAUGGCAACACACUGAUAUCAUUACAGAUCUACAAUCAUCAUGAAAAUAUAGUGUUGUAUUAUCAUAGAAUAAUUAAGAUGUGGCUGUGUCACCUGUUGAGAUGUGUAAAGGGCUAUUCUGUAUUGAAGAAUAUGUGCAGUGACUCACAGGCCAUGCGCACACACACACACACACACACACACACACACACACACACACACACACACACACACACACACACACAAACAUGCACAUAGCUGCUAAAGCAACAGAAAAUCCAACAUAGAAACACCUUAGAGACUGAUUUCUCAAGUCAGCCCCCCACUUUGUUUACUGUAAACUCUGACUGACUUGUACUAAACAGCAUGAUAUUGUUUUUUUUUCUUUACAGUACACAUGGGCAGUUUAUUUAUAUGUUGUAUUAUUAUGUCAGGGCAUGUUGGGUUGGUAAAUGUCAUUUUCUCCUCUCCCGAACUUUCUGCCCGACCCCUUAGCCCUGCCUUCUCCAUGGUUGUCAUGGGACGCAUCAAUCUGCAUCCUCAAUGUGGAGCACUGUUAAUAAUAUUUGCACCCUAACAAUAUUUCUAAAGAGUAGAUUUCUUAAAGAUCAACAUGUUUACUAAUGGAAUAUUUCUAAUUUUUUUUCUGUUCAAAGAGAAUAAAAGAAUAAAGUAGUUCUUA
This is a messenger RNA of Pungitius pungitius (ninespine stickleback), 5949 nucleotides long. RefSeq names its product IQ motif and Sec7 domain ArfGEF 3b (gene iqsec3b). Bases 310 to 3687 code for a protein of 1125 amino acids. Gene Ontology annotation, biological process: regulation of ARF protein signal transduction; actin cytoskeleton organization. The transcript has 15 exons. Gene Ontology annotation, molecular function: protein binding; guanyl-nucleotide exchange factor activity. The record is from RefSeq and is a predicted model, not a curated record. Lineage: Eukaryota; Metazoa; Chordata; Actinopteri; Perciformes; Gasterosteidae.